Molecule: messenger RNA, 1359 nt
Organism: Danaus chrysippus (African queen)
Lineage: Eukaryota; Metazoa; Arthropoda; Insecta; Lepidoptera; Nymphalidae
Source: the annotation of a GenBank genome assembly
CUGCACACAGGAGAAAAGCCUCUCAAGUGUUCUGAAUGUAACAAAACGUUCCGACGUCAUUCGACUCUGUGCCAGCACAUGAAGAAGCACAGAGGUAUAAGGAACCAUGUGUGUAAUAUAUGUAGCAAGGCCUUCUACGAGGUGUCAAAAUUGAACGCUCACAUGAGAGUUCAUACAGGCGAGCGUCCGUUCGAGUGUCAGUUCUGUUCCCGUAAGUUCGCCCAACAGUCAGCCUUGAUCUACCACAAGCGGACCCACACGGGAGAGAAGCCGUACGCGUGUAAAGCUUGCCCGGCGAGAUUCACUACCUCCUCGUCUAGAAAUAACCAUAUGCUGACACAUACAGGCAACAAGAAGUUCGUGUGUCCAGUGUGUUUCAAAGGCUGUACCUCUCGUUCCGAGCUCCGCGUCCACUCGACCAAACACACCGGUGAGAAGUUGUUCGCGUGUGAGAUAUGCUCCCAGAGGUUCAGUUCACCAUCCUACCUCGCGGUACACAGACGGACACACACGGGGGAGAAGAAAUAUCAAUGUACUGAAUGUGGAAAAGGUUUCGUGGAAUGCACGUCAUACAAGAAACAUAUGAAGACUCACGCGAAGGACAAACCUCAGAGCGAAGAGACGAAGACACAGAACAAUCAAGAGGAAGUAGCCAAGAUACAGGAAACUAACUUGGAGACUGUCGACGAAAAUAAGAAAGACGACAAAGAGGUUACAACGGAAGCGGAAAUAAAUCAGGACGGACAAAUAGUCAUACAAGACGCCGGUGCACAAAAGAGAUUUAAAUGCGGGCUCUGCGUCAAAAGCUACACGUACUUGCACAGUCUUAAGAAGCACAUGUUGAGUCACGUACAGAUGUGCGUGUUCAGUCCGGACGGCUCGGAGAGGAUGUACGCGUUCAAACAGCAACAGCAACAGCAGGAGUUGCAGCAACAGCAACAACAACAGCAACAGGUGCAGCAGGUGGUGGUCGGAGGGGUGGGGGGCGUGCAGCAGCUGGCGGUGCCCGUACACCAACACGUGCAGCCGCUCGUGCCUCAGAACAAUCAACAGUAUCCAGUUAUAUCAUCGGUUCAACUUCAACAGACGCAUCAACAAGUUAAUACUCAACCACAACUGCAAGUUCAAACUAUUCAGAUACAUCCCCAACAUCAACCAAUACAAAUACAUGCGGUCGGCGUUCAACAAGAACAACUUCACGUUGCCACAAGCAGUUGUCAAACAAUGGUGCCCAAUAUACUACAGUUGCAGCCAGGUGCUGUUGUUUCCGGCUUGGGCCAAGAACUGGGUGGUGUGCAUCGCAUCAUAUUACAGCCACCUCACGCUCAUCCCCACGCCUUAUAUACUAUACAUCACUAG